CACAGAUGUUGCGGGGGGGAGAAAAUAGUGUGCCGACCGAUGCGGCGGCCGCUGCCGAGCCAGGUCCGCUGCCGUACGUGCGGAAGCGCAGCCUACAACAUGUCGCCACGCACGACGACCGUCUCCGCGUGAUGACAUGGAUGCUUGCCAAGGAACAAACGCUCCUGUCCGAGUCAGACAGCGACGGCACGAGCAGUGCCGUCAAGUCGGAUGCGUCGUCGACCAAGAUGGCGAAGGUCGAUCGAUUGUGCUUGGCAACGCAGGCGAUCGCUGAGUUUCCUCAUUUGUUCCGAGGGUCGGCGCAAGCCAACUACAUGAAAGCCAGCCGCUGGUGGAAAGAAAGUCGAGAAUACAUCUACGGAACGGCAGGCAUGACAGGGUCGAAAAAAGCACGAACUGGCCGCGGCCGCAAGACAAAUGCAUGGACGCUCUGGCUCCAGGAGGAACUCAAGGCAACGCUCGAGAUGGAGCGGUCGACCACUACUACGUGGCACAACAAAGACCUCCUGGUGAUGGCCAAGAGCAUCUUGGACAAUUCGACGCAUCCUGAGUUCAACAAGGACUACAUCGUGCCCCAGCGCAACUGCGCGCUUGGCGACCUGGUGAACCUGCGUUGGGUGCAAAACUUCAAAGAAAAGUUCCAACGGCAGCAUGCCGGCCACCACCACGACGGAUCGGCGAUGGCAUUCGCCGGGCAUGCGUAUCCCCCCCGACAAACCGACCUGGACGAGGCCAUGGAGGCCAAGUUGCUCCAGACGCUGGCGACGAUUCGAGCGACGAAGGACGGCCCGCUUGUCAAGAAAGAAGUGAUGCACAUGGCGAACCAACUCAUUCGUGAAGCCCAUCCCAUGUUCAAAGUUGACACGACGUGGUACAGAGGGUUUUGCGACCGCCAUCCAGAGCUCGCGGUGGCGUCGUCAGCCAAGGACAUGCCGCAACGACUUCCCGUGGUGCCAGAUUUGAACACAAUCGCGAUGCCGCUCGCCCACGCACCUGCCGCGCAUCCGUCCGACUCGACGCCGCCAUUCCACACAACGACGUCGUCCCUCGUUAUCGAUGAAUCCAAAGCUGCCGACUUGUUUCGUGCGAUAUCGGCCGGGCAUUUCAACACGGUCAAGAGUUUGUUGCUCCAGGGCGCUAGCCCUGAAGGAUGUGAUGAGAAUGGAUGCACUGCGCUGAUCGUGGCGACGAGAGCCAGCCAUUUCAACAUGGUCAAGGUGCUCCUGGACUGUGGUGCCAAGACCGAAGCCACCGACGAGGUAGUACUUACGAACGACUUGCUAGCUUGAACGCUCGAUGCAGCAUGGAUUGACGCCGCUGGUGCUGGCGGCGGCGUCGGGACAGUUCCACGUUGCCAAGAUAUUGCUCGAGCAUCAUGCGAACGUAGAAGCGACGGACGACCAAAGUAGAUCGCCGGUGUUCCUUGCCGCCGAGCGUGGCGACCUCAAGCUCGUCAAGCUCCUUGUGCGGUUUGGGGCAAAUGUCGCCGCUCGCGAUAUGGACGACAGCACGGCGAUUCUGGCGGCGGCAAAGAAUGGCCAUGGCCAGGUGGUCGACUUUCUCACGAAAAAAGGCACCCCCGCUGCCAUGUCCGCCAUGGACGGUGCACCGCUCUCCCUUUUGCCCAGAGCCAGCCCGACAACGGAGAGCACCGCCACCAGUAGCAACGUGUUGAUAUAAUGAUCGCUGUUGAGUUGGGAAGCACCGCGUUCGAAUGUGCCCCGACUUCAGCAUGGACCGAAAAGUGCCUCCCGUG
Molecule: messenger RNA, 1756 nt
Organism: Aphanomyces invadans
Lineage: Eukaryota; Oomycota; Saprolegniomycetes; Saprolegniales; Verrucalvaceae
Exons: 8
Coding region: 6-1289 (427 amino acids)
Molecular function (GO): protein binding
Source: RefSeq, a predicted model, not a curated record